AUGCUCAGGCAGCAUAUCAUCCGCAACAAUGUGGUUAUGGUUCGCGGUUUCUGCGCAAUAAGCGUAUUUCAGUUGCCCAUCUGUUUCGGCGUCUCUCACUCACCUACAUUCCGAAGAAGAAGCAAAUCCGAAGGACUUGAAGAACCAUUCUGCAUCGUUGAAGCGAAAGUACCAUCUGAAGCGGGUAACGCGAAUCUCAUGUCGCAAUUUAGCGCGUCAGCAGGUUCGCCGAUGGUCAGCCAAGACUCCUUGCAGAGCAAAGCUUUAGAAUGCAUAGACAACUUUUACGGAAGGGAUUGCGACUCUACACUUGCUCUUAAUUAUACCAAGGCACCGAAUAAAAAGGUUGCAGCUUCAGCAGCUUCGCAUUAUGGAGAAAGACUGAAGAAGGUACAGUGAUG
Molecule: messenger RNA, 401 nt
Organism: Cylicostephanus goldi
Lineage: Eukaryota; Metazoa; Nematoda; Chromadorea; Rhabditida; Strongylidae
Source: the annotation of a GenBank genome assembly